Molecule: messenger RNA, 1278 nt
Organism: Humulus lupulus (European hop)
Lineage: Eukaryota; Viridiplantae; Streptophyta; Magnoliopsida; Rosales; Cannabaceae
Exons: 3
Coding region: 1-1278 (425 amino acids)
Source: RefSeq, a predicted model, not a curated record
AUGGUAGAAAAGAACUUAGAGAAUGAGAAUGAUGAUGUAAUUGUUAAUGAAGAUGGUCAAGAAAAUAUUAAUGAAAAUGAAGUUGAUAUAGAAAGAAAAGAUGUUCAUGAUAAUUUGAGUAGUGAUGUUUCUUAUAAUAUUUAUGAUCCCGGAUGGUGGAAAAUUAUUGAUACUAAAUUAAGAGAUUUUUCUACUAAUAAUAUGAAUCAAUUAGGCAAUGAAGGAAUCAAGGAAUGGAAAAAUCUUGGUGCUAGGCUUAAAACACAUGAAACAAGUCAUAAGCAUAUUGUUAACAUGAAUGCUUGGAUUGUCUUAGAAUUGAGACUUGCAAAUAAUAAAACAAUAGAUAAAAGUGUGCAAGAACGAAUUAAUAAGGAGAAGGAACAUUGGAGGAAUGUUUUAGUAAGAAUAAUUGCUAUUGUAAAAAAUCUAGCUAAGAAUAAUUUGGCAUUUCGUGGAAAUAAUGAAAAGAUCUACCAAGAGAACAAUGGAAUUUUUUUGAGUUUAAUUGAAAUGAUUGCUGAAUUUGAUCCAAUUAUGCAAGAACAUGUUCGACAAAUUGAAAAUUUGAAACUUGACAUUAAUGACAUAAGAGGACAAGGAUAUGAUAAUGGAUCUAACAUGAAAGGAAAGCACCAAGGUGUACAAAAGAGAUUAUUAGAGUUAAAUCCUAGAGCAUUAUAUACACCUUGUGGUUGUCAUUAUCUUAAUUUCGUGCUUUGUGAUGUUGCUAAUUCUUGUGUUAAAGUUGUAUCCUUUUUUGGUGUUUUACAACGUAUAUAUUCAUUAUUCUCUUCUUUACCUAAGCGAUGGACAAUAUUGAAAAAUAAUAUAUCUACUUUGACUGUGAAAUCAUUGUCUCAAACUCGUUGGGAAAGUCGUAUUGAAAGUGUUAAGGCAAUUAGGUUUCAAACUCCAAAAAUAAAAUAUGCUUUGCUUGAACUAGCAGAAACAAGUGAUGAUCCUAAAAUAAAGAGUGAAGCUAAAUGUCUAGCAACCUAUGAAUUAGAGAAUUUUGAAUUUUUGUUAGACAUGACUAUUUGGUUUGAUAUUUUGUUUGCUGUCAAUUCAAUUAGUAAAAAUUUACAAUGUAAAAAUAUGGAUAUUGACAAUACUAUAAAUCAGUUAGAUGGUCUUCUUUCGUAUUUUGAAAAUUAUAGGAAAGAUGGAUUUGUUUAUGCUAUGAUUUUAGCUAAAGAAAUUGCAAUUGAGAUGGAAAUUGAGCCUAAAUUUUGUGAAAAACGUGUGAUUCGUAGGAAAAAAAAUUUGAUGAAAUAA